This is a messenger RNA of Numida meleagris (helmeted guineafowl), 5581 nucleotides long. RefSeq names its product RAS guanyl releasing protein 1 (gene RASGRP1). Gene Ontology annotation, molecular function: calcium ion binding; guanyl-nucleotide exchange factor activity. NCBI's taxonomy places the organism in Eukaryota, Metazoa, Chordata, Aves, Galliformes, Numididae. The transcript has 17 exons. Gene Ontology annotation, cellular component: plasma membrane. The record is from RefSeq and is a predicted model, not a curated record. The coding region runs from base 95 to 2458 and encodes 787 amino acids. Gene Ontology annotation, biological process: Ras protein signal transduction; positive regulation of GTPase activity.
GGGACGGGGGCGAUGCGCGGGGCCGCCGCGCUGUCCCCUCCGCCCCGCGCAGUCCGGCUCCCUGCAGCCGCGCGGAGCCGAAGCCGGCGCCGGCAUGGGAACCUUGGGAAAGAAGAGAGAAACUCAGCAGCCUGCCCAAGGAUGCAGCACUGCCCCUGAAUGGUCACUUGAGCUGAAGCAGAUCAGUCAUUGUCACAGCCAUUCAAAUCUUACCCAAGUCACUAUGGUGCCUUUGGGGCACUUAGCCAAGGGGGCGACUUUGGAAGAUCUUCUUGAAACCUGCAUUCAGUCGUUUGAUUUAGAAGGAAAUUCCUAUCAGAACAACCAGCUGCUAAAGAUGAUUCUGACCAUGCAUCAGUUUAUCAUCUCCUCUGCAGAUAUGCUUCAGAAACUCAGUGAUCUAUAUCUUAGUGCUUUAGAAAAGAAAUCUUCUGCGCUGUGUGUAAAGAUAUGCUAUUUUGUGAGGUAUUGGAUUACAGAGUUUUGGGUUAUGUUCAAAAUGGACUCUAAACUAUCAGCAACCAUGGAGGCAUUUCAAGAACUGGUUAAAGCUAAUGGUGAGGAGUUACACUGUCGUCUAAUUGACACAACUCAAAUAAAUUCCAGGGACUGGUCUAGAAAGCUGACACAGCGUGUCAAGGCUAACAGCAGUAAGAAACGGAAAGUUUCACUCCUUUUUGAUCACCUCGAGCCAGAAGAGCUGUCAGAUCAUCUUACCUAUCUUGAAUUUAAGUCUUUCAGAAGAAUAUCAUUCUCAGAUUAUCAGAGCUACAUUGUGAAUAGCUGUGUGAAAGAGAAUCCAACAAUGGAAAGAUCAAUUGCUCUUUGCAAUGGUAUCUCUCAGUGGGUACAGUUAAUGGUUCUCAGUAGACCAACACCACAGCUUCGAGCUGAAGUAUUUAUCAAGUUCAUUCAUGUUGCACAGAAGCUUCACCAGUUGCAGAAUUUCAAUACAUUAAUGGCAGUGAUAGGAGGUCUCUGUCACAGUUCCAUUUCCAGACUCAAGGAAACAAGCUCAUGUGUUCCUCAUGAUGUAAUUAAGGUGUUUAAUGAAAUGACAGAACUGCUUUCAUCUUACAGAAACUAUGAUUGUUAUCGACGUGCUUAUAAUGAGUGCACUAACUUUAAGAUCCCAAUCCUUGGGGUUCACCUGAAAGACUUGAUAUCACUUCAUGAGGCCAUGCCAGACUACUUAGAGGACAAAAAAAUUAACAUAUGCAAACUGUACUCUCUCUAUAACCACAUAAAUGAGCUCAUACAACUCCAGGAAAUGCCACUUCCCCUGGAGGCUAAUAUGGACCUUGUUCAUUUGCUUACGCUGUCCCUUGAUCUGUACUACACAGAAGAUGAAAUUUAUGAGCUUUCAUAUGCACGAGAGCCAAGAAGUCACCGAGCCGCUCCUUUGACACCUUCCAGACCACCAGUAGUUGCAGACUGGGCCUCAGGAGUAGCCCCAAAACCUGAUCCAAAAACCGUCAGCAAACACGUUCAGAGGAUGGUGGAUUCUGUCUUCAAAAAUUAUGACCAUGAUCAGGAUGGUUACAUUUCUCAAGAGGAAUUUGAAAAGAUAGCAGCCAGUUUUCCGUUCUCAUUUUGUGUAAUGGCUAAGGACUCGGAAGGUCUGAUUAGCAGGGAUGAAAUAACCGCUUACUUUAUGAGGGCUAGCUCGAUCUAUUCCAAAUUAGGACUUGGCUUUUCUCACAACUUUCAAGAGACCACUUAUUUAAGACCUACUUUCUGCGACAACUGUGCUGGAUUUCUAUGGGGAGUAAUUAAACAAGGAUACAGAUGCAAGGACUGUGGAAUGAAUUGUCACAAGCAAUGCAAAGACCUGAUUGUGAUAGAGUGCAAGAGAAGACACAAAACUUCUGUUGCAGACAGCAGCCCAACAUCUGCUCUUGCUUCAAGCCUCUGCACAGUAGCAGUUAAAGAGCAAUACCAUGGACAAGAAGAUGGACCAUUCACAUUUCCAAAUGGAGUAGCAGAACACAAUGAAGACAGCAAGGAUCGAACUAUUAUGCUCAUGGAUUCCUCAGCUCAGAAAAUCUCAGUGAGACUGAAACCAGCUGUGGUUCAUAAAGGUAUACAGACAGAUUCUGUACUGCUGGCUGGUGAUGCACCUCAUAGGUCAAUGGAGAAGAAAGAGAAAAGGAUACUAGAAAAUCCUUAUCUCCAGCCCAUCCCACCAUCCCCACGUCCAAGCCCAUUACUAAGCCGUAAAAAAGCAUAUGUUAAAUGGGAAAACAAGGACUCCAGCCAGAAAAUGAAGGAGGAGCAUAGCGAGCAUCACAGCUAUAAACCCUCAUACCAGGAACUUGAGCAGGAAAGAAAUAUUCUAAAGGCAGACAAUGAAGGUUUAAAGAUGCAACUGGAACAAGCACAUAAAACAAUUGAAUCUCUUACAAUUCAGAGAAGAAAUCAUGUAAUUGACAAUCUGCAACACAAAGACUGCUCCUAGCAUAUCAGGGGAAGUUUCUUCUGGAAGAAUGUAAGACUGAAGGGAAGGAUUGUGAUAAAGCUGCUUUACCAAGUGAAAUGGAGACAGUCCAAAGGAUUUUAAAACAGAAAUACCCUCUUUAUUCGAUACAUUUCCCUAUUGAAAAUACACUCCCAAGUCUAUAAAGGAAUUCCUCCAAUUUAAGGUAUGUUUGCAUCUUCUACACAACAAAUACAGUACCUUCUGGGAUUGUUUUUAAAAGGAGUGACGCUGUUCCUGAAGCUUACGUUCAUGAUGACCAUGUGGAUUCUACAGUGACUUGGCUGCACACCUCACUCUACAAGUGUUCUGACUAAGUAGCUACUCAUAAGACUGUCACUUCAGAUUUGGCCCAAAUUCGGGUUUGCAGAAACAAAUGUUCAAUGGAGAUAAGCAUUUAAGUAAAGAUGUAGAUGUAUUCCAUUAAGAGAGGGAGUUCUUUCUCACUGUGGCUGAAACCAAUUAAAAACAUUAGGUAGACGGUCAUCUUUAUUUCUAGAGUUUAACAAGAAUAUUAAUAAAGUAGGUAAGCUGAUUUUUAGACUUUGUUAGUGUAUACUGACAAAUGUUUUAAAACUUUUAAAGUAAAAUAUGAGACUAGAGAGAGUUUAGAGUGAAUACUGCUUCCAUUUCUGUGUUCCAGGUUACAGCUUGGAAUACAUAGCCCUACUCAUUGGGCUUAAGGGAUAGCUUGCUGUCCCCAUACUGUAGAUAUGGGAUAACAUUAUUUUCUUUUUAUUCUAAUGUCAAAGUGGAUACCAGUGUUGUAACGUCUGAGUAGAACCAAUCUUACGGUUCUAACCAGGAUUUCUUCAUUUUCUCUCAUAGAUUUCACAUGCACUUUAGGUGAAGAGUCAAGGUGACUGUGCUCUUCUGUGUGUAAAUUUUGUACAGUGAAAGGUGCUAGGGAGGUAAUGUAGUUUUCUUAAAACUAUAAAGUGUACAUACAUACUGUCAAGAGAUGACAAAUCUGUCUUUCAAUUUACUGGUAAAUCUUUUAGUUACAAUAGCCAAUCUUGAAAUUUCAUUUGCAUUUCACGGUAAUUCUUACAGUUGUGUAAAACUCACUUGGUUUUAUCAAAAAGGGAUGUAAUCAAGCAUUUAAACAACAGAAACAUAAACUAACAUAUCUAUUAACAACAUAUUUUCCUGCUCCAGCAGGGGGAUUGGACUAGCUGAUCUUUUGAGGUCCCUUCCAAUCCCUGACAUUCUGUGACUCAGUGAUAUACUUAGUGCUCUUCAAAACUUGCAGAUUAGUUUACAAAAUCCAUGCUAGAUUAAAUUUUUAGUUGACACCUUACAAUAGCAUGUGUGCUUUGUGUUCAGUGGCACAAACGUAUGCUCUAUUUCCAACUUACAGUCAUUAAUUGUCAAGUACAUUAAUACUUUAUUUAUUUUUUUUAAAAGUCAAUCUGAAACUACUUACUGAUCUACUGGUUCUAAAUUCCUGGUUAGAACUUGAGUUGUGCUUGCAUCCACGACUAAAUGAAAACAAAUGGAGGGAGACGGUAGUAGUAAUAGUAGUAGUAGACUUUCUGUUCUUACUGUAAAUAAAUAUGAUCUCUAAAGAAUUUAAAUGCAUCUGGCAAAACUAGCCGUUGUGAAGAUUGUGAAACUUUUGUUCCUCAUACACUAAACUUGAAUUAUUAACAGUUAACAUGAAAUUGCACUUUGACCAGUGAAGCAGUCAAAAUGGCUUUCAAAUCAUGUUUGCACAUUUGCUUUGCCAAUUUUCUGUAAGUUUCUUGAUUUUUGUCCUCUAUGCAGGACUACAGUAAGGAGUAUUUCUAAUAUACACUUAGCAAAUAGAAUAUUUCUGCAACAAGUAAAAGAAACAGGAUAAAUGUUGAAAAUAUUUCAAUGUACUUGGAAAAUACCCUAAAAGAGCAGCAAAAUUUGGCAAAUCUUGUGCAUCUAAGGUAACUCUGCUUGCUUAUGGUUUGAAUUCUGAAUUUGAAUGGAAUUUCUGUAUGUGUUUCACUUUGCCUACUCUGGGAGGGUGGAAGCAGAAGAAAUUAACAAAUGGAUAUUUGGAAAGUUCCCUAAUGUCAACAGCUGAGCCAAAGGUUACUGUGUUAGUAAUGCUGAGUACUUAAUGCUCAAAACCAAGUUAAGACUGUAGACUUGUGCAGUCUAAAAUUAAAACUUAUUUUUCUGUCACCCUGUUCCUACAAAGAAUCGCAAUGAUUUAAACCUGACCUGUUUGCAGGAACAUCUUACAGAACCCGUAUGUGAUGCUUCAUCUAUGCUGAAAACUUCCUGCUUCAGAUGAAUUAGUUGAUACCUGGAAAAUUUCAAAACUCUCAAAGUACCUUAAGGCUGUUUGCCCAAAGCCCCUUGAAAUAUUUGUUGUUGUUGUUGUUAUUCUUGUUUUCCUUUGGUGGUAGUCCCUUGUUACUACUUUGUAACUUCCUUUUUGCUACAUGAAAUACUUGUGUUAAUAGCAAACACUGACUGUACAAGGAUACUGCUGAAACUGACAAAGUUACUGAGCAAAAAUCACCUUUACUGCUACUUUAUGCUGGGAGAAAAAAUAUAUAGUUAAAGUACUAAGUGCUGUUUAAAGGACUUAUCAGCAAACACUGGUACUGAACACCCUUUAAAAUUUAUCUUGUCAUGGUUAAUAUAAAUGAAAAGCACUCACCUUUAUUCUUUCCCCAGGCUCAGCUGUGUUUCAUAUACAUAUAGAAAGGAAGAAGAAACAAACUGUCCCAACCCUAACAACUGUUUAUUUUUAAGUGUGAAUUCUGAUCCUUAAAAGAUGAAAGUAAGUAGACUGGAUGAUGUAACAAAAGGCCAGGGCUAAAGUUGAUACUCGAAGACAAUUGCCUUUGAAACAGCUUACAUAAGCUUUUAAAAAUAUAAAACAAAAGUUAUAUUUUGGAAUUCUUUGUUACAGUAGUAAUCUGUUAUACUGUUGUAACUGAUCUCUACAGCAACUCCAAAAGUUUUUGUUUUAGUGCUAUUAAAGAAGACUGAAAAAGUGUACAGACUGUAAACAUUAUAUAAAGUGUAAGAUUUCAGUUUAAUAUUUAUAAUAGAAAAAAAUAUUAAAAUUGUACUUUGCCUCUGAGUUUGUAUCUGAAAGAAAGAAAUCUUAACAUA